Molecule: messenger RNA, 1323 nt
Organism: Oryza sativa Japonica Group (Japanese rice)
Lineage: Eukaryota; Viridiplantae; Streptophyta; Magnoliopsida; Poales; Poaceae
Biological process (GO): intracellular protein transport; endoplasmic reticulum to Golgi vesicle-mediated transport
Cellular component (GO): endoplasmic reticulum; endoplasmic reticulum membrane
Source: RefSeq, a predicted model, not a curated record
CGCCUUUCUCACACAUUCCAAGACCCACACCGAGGCAACGCACUGUGCCCGCUACAAGUGUGAAGGCGCGCUGCCUCCCUCCGCCGAAAACCCGAAAUCCCAGCCCCCCCUCUCCCUCUCUCUCCCCAGCACCACCACGGCAGCGCGAUGAUCCAGCUGAUGUUCACGGUGCUCACGGCGGAGGCCGCCGUGGCGAUCGCGCUGCUGUUCAAGACGCCGGUGCGGAAGCUGGCGAUGCUCGGCCUCGACCGUCUCAAGCGCGGCCGCGGACCCGUCAUGGUGCGCACCGUCGCCGCCACCGUCCUCGUCGUCCUCGCCUCCAGCGUCCACAGCAUGAACAAGAUCCGCGGACGCGCCGCUGGCGAGCUCGACGGCGCGGGGGCGGGGACGCUCACCCCCACCGACCAGGUCCUCCUCGCCCGCCACCUCCUCGAGGCCUCGCUCAUGGGAUACUCCUUAUUCCUUGCUCUGGUCAUUGACCGGCUCCAUAACUAUAUCAGAGAAGUACGAGGGCUCAAAAGAAAUCUGGAGGCUGCGUCAAAGCUGAACAAGACACUAGACGAAGCAAAGCUUAUUGGAAGCUCUGAUGAGAGCAAGACAUACCAGAAAGACAUAGCUUCAUUGAAUGAGGAGAUUAAGAAGAUGAAACGUCAGCUAAAAGAAAAGGCAAAUGAGGCCAAGGAUGCAGAGGCUAAAGCCCUAGCUGCCCAAAAGCAAUCUGAAGGUCUAAUGAUUGAAUAUAACCACCUAGUGGAGGACAAUAAGCAUCUCCAUGACCAACUGGAGUCAGCAGACCUCACGGUGUCACGUUCUGAUGGCAAGAAGAAUACUUAAGGAUGACAUGAUCUCAAGGUAAACCUACUCCAUAGCAAGGAGUCCAGUUGAUGAUAUUCUAGCUUACGCCAUUGAAUGGUCCACACUCCACAAUGCAGAAGCUUCUGGACGUCUGAAGUCAGCUGAUGUUUGAUGGACAAGUUGGUAACUGAUAAAUUCUCAUACAAGUAGUCCCAUCUUUAGUUGAAUGUUCUGCUAUGAGCCUAUGACAUACCAGAUCCUCGAAUAACCACCGAACCUCUUACGAAGGUACCCAUAGAUUGAUAGAUGUCCAUCUGUAAAGAUCUCCAAAAAGGAAAACGUACAUGUCCCUGUGUAGAUAUCUGAUACCACACAUGGUCAACCAAAUGUUAUUUGGAUGAUAACAUGAGAUUGUUUAUGUGAAACAUAAUUAGCUGCUCACCAAUUAACUCUGGUUAUCUUUUAGUGAUUGUGCCGAACAUACGGAAAUACCUCGACAAUUGAACACAUAUAUGGUCUUUGAGGUUC